Messenger RNA from Prionailurus viverrinus (fishing cat), 1459 nucleotides. RefSeq names its product receptor transporter protein 3 (gene RTP3). NCBI's taxonomy places the organism in Eukaryota, Metazoa, Chordata, Mammalia, Carnivora, Felidae. Gene Ontology annotation, cellular component: cytoplasm. Gene Ontology annotation, molecular function: olfactory receptor binding. Gene Ontology annotation, biological process: protein insertion into membrane; protein targeting to membrane; detection of chemical stimulus involved in sensory perception of bitter taste. The transcript has 3 exons. Bases 488 to 1375 code for a protein of 295 amino acids. The record is from RefSeq and is a predicted model, not a curated record.
GCUCCCUGGGCCGUUGCCUGCCCCCUGCUCCUCUGUCCUUCCUUUUCAAGCCUCCCCUCCAGGAAGUGGGGUCGGGUGUGGCCACUGGCCUCUCACCCCCUUGGGGACCUUGCAGCCUCAUCUGGACACACAGCUUUGUUUGCGUCAGCUUUGUUUUCUAAUGGGGAGGAAGACGAGCCUCAGGAGUCUCCUUGGACAGCUUGGGGGCUGUGAAAUCUGGUCCUAUGAACGGGAAGCGAAGAGCACAGAGCAGGGACGCAGGGAGCCGGGGAGGGACACGAUGGCCACGGCCCUCUUCUUUGCGGCUCUCCUCCCCAGUCGGGAGCACAGCAGCCCAACGGAUAAGGACUUUCAAGUGCUAGAACCAGAAAGAGCCCGGGGAAGCCUCUAUCCAUUCGAGAUGAAGGGGCAGGUGCUCAGAGCCAGAAUCCAGGAGAGUCCAGAGUCCAGGAGAUCCUGACGCACCCGGCUCUCCACAGCAGCGGCGAUGGGUGAGGACGUGGAGGUAUGGAAGCAGGUGUUCCAGGAAUUAAUUCAGGAGCUGAAACCAUGGCACAAAUGGACCUUGACACUAGACAAAGACCUUCUUCCCAACACCCUGCAGCCAGGGUGGUCACAGUACCAGCAGUGGGCCUUCGCCAGGUUCCAGUGCUCCCUGUGCUCUCGUCGUUGGGCCUCUUCCCAAGUUCAGGUCCUUUUCCACAUGCACAAGAGUAAGGGGGAACCCCAGGGCAAGGUGAGGAUGAGGGUCUUUGCCCAGAGAUGUCGGAAGUGCUGUCAGUCUCCAUUUGAGGUUCCCGAGUUCACCACAGAGAACAUCUCAAGGAUCCUGAAUAACUUGGUGUUCCGAAUUCUGAAGAAAUGCUACAGAGAAGGAUUUAAGUCGAUGGAGGAGCUUCCUAUGAUCAAGGAAAUCUCUCUUGAGGGGCCGCAUGACAGUAACAACUGUGAGGCAUGUCUACAGGGCUUUUGUGCUCAGAGUGGGGUGGGUCCAGCCGUGCAGGCACCGAUGUCCCCGGCACUUGCCUCCAUAAGCUCACCUACUUUCGGGACCAUCAUUCCCAUGCCCUCUCCCGCAGGGAGUGGCACCACAGUGGACGCGGUGAACACCCAGGCCAACAAGGGAAAGCCUUUACCCAGACCCUCGUAUGCAGGGCCCACGCAGGCUGCCAGCCUCCCCACCCACUGGAGCCCGAGAGCAAACACCUACCACCACGUGGAGAGGCGAGUUCAGGUCACCCGCUGGCGUGAGGGACUCUGUUCCCACAGAGCCCCAAAUCCCAGGUACAGGUAUGGGAAUGUUUGCUGUUUUUGCCUCGUCCUAGUCAUCGUGGUGGUGAUUAUCGUAGAGACUAUUCAGUGGAUCUCAACGUGACGCCAAGUUCAAAGUCAUGUAGUAUGAUCCCCAGGAUAGGAAAUUUCCAGAAUAGGUAAAUACAGAGACAGGGAGCAGAUUGGU